This is a messenger RNA of Stereum hirsutum FP-91666 SS1, 957 nucleotides long. RefSeq lists its product as uncharacterized. The transcript is spliced from 9 exons. Lineage: Eukaryota; Fungi; Basidiomycota; Agaricomycetes; Russulales; Stereaceae. The record is from RefSeq and is a predicted model, not a curated record. Bases 1 to 957 code for a protein of 318 amino acids.
AUGGCUGACUCUUGCUCCUCUUGUCCCAAGACUGUUCUUACGCGCCGUUCUCCGCCAUUAUCUGUCCCAACGUCUCUGACGAGUGUGCACCGGAACGACACUAUCUGCGUCUCUCACAUGGACACAAAUACAGAGCCUCCUCCCGUUACUGUCCAGGCCAGCGAAAAGGCAGACGUUCCGGCGAUUCAGGGUCUCGCUAUCGCCCAGGCCGGGGAUGAGGCGGGCCUCGGGAAGCUUUCCGCCGCUGUCAUCGAAGACAACUCUACCCACGCUCCGCCGUUCAUACAUGAACGUGCUAAAGAUUCUUUUGAACCAUCACCUUCCUCGAAUGCCCAUUCUACCAAGGAUUCCACUUGUAAAGAUAUUGUGGAGCAUACGCCCAAGCCCGAGACAUCCACAGAUGCUCAACCAAAGAUAACUACGCCAUUCCAGAAACGAAAGACGAGCGACGACAUGGCAGUCGAUCCAUCCACUCCUAAGAAGCUCAAAAGGUCGAUUGGCGACAGUCCACCCGUUCCUGGAUCAAGCAAGAACAACGAAGAUAGGUCUGCCCCACAGCAUGAGUGCCCCGUCCAGUCUCAUGACAAUACAUCGCUUGACAGGGAAAUCGAAAUUGUUGACGAUUCCUUCAACAAGCCUGGGACUUCUGUUACGAAGACCAAGAUCUAUAAGCAGGCGAGCAUAGUCAUUAACCUCUCCGAUCCGUAUGGUUGGAUCCUCACCAACUUCUCCUCCCACCAGACUUCAACUGACUCGGGCUCCGAUGUCCAAGUAAUCUCUGAUUCUGGGCUUCCUAUUCCGCGUAAACGUACUAGGAAGGUGAAGUCAAGGUCCACUACGCGUUUUACGUCGGCCCAGAUAGCAAGGUUCAAGAAGCAGGGUUCCAAGGACGACCCGAUAUCUAUCGACAUGCUCGAGAGUGGAUCUGAGGCCGAAGUCGUUGCGACUAUUGCUUAG